AUGAAGCCUUUACCAUUUGGUUUUGUUUUUUCACAUGACCUCCUGUCAAGGUACACAAACGAUGGUGAACAGAGCAAGAGGUUCAAGACACAUAACUUUGACAGCUCUUUGUUACAUCUGAAGACCAUCAAGGUCAUUAACUUUGAUGGAUCACUAAGUGGAAACAAGUUUGCACUGCCAUUGGUGGAAUAUUUGCUCAAGAAUGCAACAGUGCUAGAAAAGUUCGUCAUUGCUGCCAAGUUUGAAGGGAGUGAUGUAUAUCAGGAUUGUGUUAAAAUGGAGUUGUUAGUACUUGUUCCUUUCGUUGCUCUCUCCCACGCUAUUUAUUCUCUAAAUAAAGAACGAAUUCUAUGGAGGUUGCUUCCUCCAGGAGUUCUCCUCACUGGGGAAGGUGCUGACUUUGAUUACUCAAUAGCAUUACAGUAUACUGGUCAUCCAGUGUAUGAUGAUGGUCGUUACGAGGAAGAAGCACAAAAGAAUGUUAGGGGUGACACAUGGGAAAGGCAUCAACGAGGUCUACUGUUCUCACUGUUAUCAUUGCCGGUACCUCAGGCCAUUCCCAUGGACAGAGGGAUGAACUCAGCAAUUAUACCAAAUUAUUUAGAGCAAAAAAUGGUGCAGAAGCUACUUUUACUUGGACUCAGAAGUUCUGGAACAAACACUUUCAAACUGAGGGUCUCUUGGAAACAACCUCUUUCUCAUGAACGAGCUUAUUAUCUAAAUGAUGGAGGUUUCUUUGGAUGUCUGUUCCGGUAUCACUCAAUUUCAUCCUCCCUUUUUACCCAAACCGAAAAGGAAAUUCAUGAUUUCGUGACUUCCACCCAUAAAGAGCUUCAUUAUUGGAGGUCUUGCCACAAAAUCGGAAAAUUCAGCGUCUUUUUAGAUAUUCGCGAGGAUCAAUUUCUUAGAGAUGUCGAUUUAUGGGUAUAUUUUGCCACUAAACUUGCUAAUGUUGAAGAUUUUACACUUGGACUUUUCUGUAUAAAUGACCAAAUAUAUGAGUUUCCUCAGUUUGCAUAUAAGAAUACCUCCUUGAGAAAUUUGGUUUUACGGCACUGCCAAUUGAACCCUUCUGGUAGUAUUAAUUGGAGAAAUCUCGUUUCUCUUUCAAUUAUGCGCCUGAAUUUGACGGAGGGUGUCAUGGAAAAGGUAUUAUCUGGUUGCCCUAACUUGGAGUGCUUGCAGUUGGACUAUUUUUGGGGCAUUCAUCAUCUGGAAAUCAGCAAUGUGAAGUUGAGAAAAUUGAUAUUAAUCAACUAUGAAACUGAUGGAAGUGACGUUUGGCUUGAAAUAUUAGCCCCAUAUAUUCAGAGUUUGCAACUUAUGGGGUCAUGCAGUGAGAUACGCUUGAGAAAUGUGGCUUCACUUAUCACUUCAGUCCUUUUCUUAGAUUUUGAUUAUGGAGAUGGGGACGAAUGGCAGAAGGAGUCUAGCUGUUUGAAGCAACUUCUUCACAGCAUUGCCCGUGUUGAGAAUCUUGAAUUAGGUCCCUGGUGCAUUGAGUGCAUGUCCAUAGUGGAAUUGAAAGGAUGGAAGCCUCCACCAUCAAGCCGGAAAUCCUUACAACUUAACAGAAACUUCGAACAAUUGGACUUGCCUGGAAUUUGCAGAUUUCUACAGAGUUCACCGAAUCUUGAGACAUUGGUCAUUGACGGGUUCAAUCGUGACACAAGAGACUUGGUGUCAAAGUACACAAAUGAGGAUGAACGAAGCAGGAGGUUUGAGACACAUAAUUUUAACUGCUCAUUGCUACAUCUGAAGACCAUUAAGAUCAUUUCUUUUUAUGGACCACUAAGGAAAAAUAAGUCAGUACUGUCAUCGGUAAAAUAUUUGCUCAAGCAUGCAACCGUGCUAGAAAAGCUCGUCAUUGCUGCCAGAUACAAAGGGACUGUUACAUCUCAGGAUUAUGUUAAAAUGGAACUGCAGUUCCCAAGAUUUCCAAGAUCCUCCCCACACGCUUCAUUUAUCUUUUCUUAUUGAUAACCUUUGGCCCCUAACAUUUGUAUUGAUUGCAACAUACUGAACAUCGGUUGCUUUAUGGUUAAAACUGGUUUGUAGCUUAUAGACAAGGUUAGGGUAUCUUUUCUAGAUUUUUUGUCAGCAUAACAUGACAUCGUGGACUCAAAGUGCCCUUGUAAGCUUCUCUCUAUUUCACUUUGUCUGUAUUCUUUUAAAUCAGUUUUUGGUAAAUUUGUUAGCUUUCUGUUAAUUCACUUGUCUAUAUACAAGAUGUUAAUUCAAGAACAUCUUCUUUAUCUCAUUUAUGCACGUUAAUUUGAUUAUGGAAUGGGUCGUAUCUGGUUAACUUGACUUGUCUUUUAUUUUGCAAUCAUUUUCUCUUGGGACUUCUGGGCUCUUUUCAUAAUUUGUUCUGGAAUUUUGAGAUAUUUACCUUUUUGGGUUGACUAAUUCUUGGCAUGUAUCCUCUAAAUUUAGUUUGAUAUAGUCUGAAACUGUGAUAUUAUUUUGCGCUGGGAUUUUUUACUUUGUUCCGAAAUCAGUAGAAUAUGCUCCCUCCUUUUCAUUUUGUAUGACUCUUUUCUUUUUGGUCGAUUAAAAAAGAUCAACACCUUCUUUAUAUUGGAAACUAUUUAAUUCUUACAUUCUAUUUUACACUUAAUGGCACUCUCUUAUAUAUAAGACAUGACAUGCUUAUAACCAUAAGAUUUUAGGAGCACCCUUUGAUAUGUUAUACAACAAUAACAACAUAACCAGUGGAAUCCCACAAGUGGGGUCUGGGGACUUUUUGAUAUGUUACACAUAUUUG
Molecule: messenger RNA, 2767 nt
Organism: Lycium ferocissimum
Lineage: Eukaryota; Viridiplantae; Streptophyta; Magnoliopsida; Solanales; Solanaceae
Exons: 9
Coding region: 1-1980 (659 amino acids)
Source: RefSeq, a predicted model, not a curated record